Messenger RNA from Candidozyma duobushaemuli, 546 nucleotides. RefSeq lists its product as uncharacterized. Bases 1 to 546 code for a protein of 181 amino acids. The transcript has a single exon. The record is from RefSeq and is a predicted model, not a curated record. Lineage: Eukaryota; Fungi; Ascomycota; Pichiomycetes; Serinales; Metschnikowiaceae.
AUGAAACUUCUUAACAGGGAAGAGAGAGAAGCUCAUGCUACACACGUUGCCUUUGAGGGUCUAAAUGGCCUUCUUGUGGGUGGAUUCCUUUCCUUAGGUGCCUUUGCAUACCUCAAAAUGAAGCAUCCCGUGAAGUUUAAGCUGUUCAACACCUCCAUCAAGGCUUGUAUCUUGAUUAUGCCAACAGUCAGUUGCUGUGCAUUCUAUGCUGACCAGGGUUCCGUUCAAUUUGAUAAAGCGAUGCGUUCAAGCCCUAAAAAUGAAGAAAUGAUCAUGAACCGUUUCAGAGAAUGGAAGCGGAAGUCCACCCUCGGGAAGAUAGGCGAAUACGCGAGAGGCCACAAGCUUACAGUAGCAAUGGGUACUUGGGCUGCUUCCAUUGGUGGAUAUUACGGCUAUCUCAAGCAGGAUAUUGGGAUCAGUGAGACACAACGGAUGAUAAAAAUGAGCAAAUUCAAUGUGCCUGCCUCGGCUAUCAUCCUCGCAGCUACCACUGCAGCAGUUUAUGCUGACAAGGCUGGAGUGAAGUCGAAGAAGGAACUUUGA